Astrephomene gubernaculifera is the source of this 1995-nucleotide messenger RNA. NCBI's taxonomy places the organism in Eukaryota, Viridiplantae, Chlorophyta, Chlorophyceae, Chlamydomonadales, Astrephomenaceae. The record is from the annotation of a GenBank genome assembly.
GUCUGGCGGGGUCGCGGCUGGUUCGCCCCGCCACAGCGCGGCUGUGCUCCUCCGGCACUGCUGCGGCGGCCGCGGAGGCUGCCCCCCGCGCCCUGUACGGCGGUGCCGCCCUGAGCGCGGGUCUGAGCUCGGGCGCCCGGCUGGCGCUGGCUGGGUGGCUGGCGGUGUGUGCUGCGUGGGUGUACAGCAUGGUGGUGCUGGGGGGCAUCACGCGGCUGACCAGGUCGGGGCUGAGCAUGACGGAGUGGAAGCUGGCGGGUGAGCGCCCCCCCAUGAGCGAGGCUGAGUGGGAGGCUGAGUUUGUCAAGUACAAGGCUAGCCCAGAGUACUUGAAGGUCCACCGCGGUAUGACACUGGAGGAGUUCAAGUUCAUCUACUGGAUGGAGUAUGCGCACCGCAUGUGGGGUCGCUUCCUGGGUCUCGCCUUCGCCCUGCCCGCCGCCUUCUUCGCAGCUCGCGGCUGGGUGGGCCGCCCGCUGGCCCGCCGGCUGGGGCUGCUGUUCUUCAUGGGGGGCACGCAGGGGCUGGUGGGCUGGUGGAUGGUGCGAAGCGGGCUGGAGGAGCCCGAGCACGAGUGGGCCGCCCCCCGCGUGUCGCCCUACCGCCUGGCCGCUCACCUGGUGUCCGCAUUCGCCAUCUACGCCACCCUGGUGUGGACGUCGCUGGACCUGCUGUACCCCCGUCCCGCCACCUCCGGAGCCCCCGAGUCGCUGCUGCGCUCCACCGCGGGUGCCCGGCGGGUGCUGCUGCCGCUGGCCGCCCUCAUCGCGGUGACCGCCACAUCGGGGGCGUUCGUGGCUGGCAUGGACGCGGGUCGCGCCUACAACACCUGGCCGCUCAUGGGCGAUGAGUUCUUCCCCGAGGAGUACUGGGACGAGCGGCUGGGGCUGACCCCGCUGCGCAACAUGUUUGAGAACACAGCAGCCGUGCAGUUCAACCACCGCACUCUGGCCACGCUGACGCUGUUGGCGGUGGGCGCCUCCUGGCUGCGAUACCGGGGGGGAGUGCUGCCGGGGCGCGCCACCACCUGCCUGCAUGCGCUGGCGGGAGUGACGGCGGCGCAGUUCGCCCUGGGUGUUUACACGCUGCUGCAGUACGUGCCGGUGCCGCUGGGCUCCGCGCACCAGGCCAACGCGCUCAACCUCUUCACCGCGGCACUGGCGCUGCUGCACGCCUGCCGCCCGCCGCUGCCCGCAGGUGGGGGCGCGCUGGCGCCGCUGGUGACGCCCGCGGCGGUGCUGGCGGUGGGCGGCAUCGGGUGGACGGUGGCGUCGGCGAACGGCACGGUGACGCAGAGCGGGAGGUAUACGGGGCCCACUGGGAACCGGGCGUAAGAGGGGGGCGGUGAUGUGCGCAUGGGGGUAGUGGGGGUAUUGUGAGGGGAUGUGGAGAUAAAAACAGGAUGCGGAGCAGAGAGUCGAGAGGGGCGCGCGAGAGGGUGUGUAGUUGAGUAUAACAAGAGCAAGCAGUUGGGAUCGGGUGUGUGUUCAGGAAGCUGGCCGUGUGUUGGAACGUACUGUGGCCGCGUGUGUGCGUGUUGAGUCGAUGCAGUGGUUUUUCGUGCGUGUACCUUGGCCAAAGCGCGUCGAGGAAUGGCAGGCCCUGACCCAAAUGUGAGGCUGGCAGACGGGGUGCGUGUGGGCCACAGAGGGGAAUGUGAUGCAGUUGGUGCUUGAAUGGUACUCUCCCGGGGGUGGUCUCCGGCAACGGGAAGCUCUGUAGGAAGAGGGUAGUCGCUGGGGGUGCUUGGUGCGUACGUCUGCAGGCUAACCCAGGACUGUGCGGCUGGACGUCCGGGGGCGCCUGGGCAGAGUAAGCAGAAAGCCCGGCUACACCGGUGCAGCUAUAACAACAGGGCAUCUUGGUCAAGUACGUUUGUGCUCCAUAAUGUUGAGCAUGACCUUCGAGCGGGUGUCCGGUCGAGGGCGCUACACAGUCUGGUACAAGGGUACGCAUCUGUUGCAUCCACCUAUGACAUGUAACUUGUGGAACCGC